GCUGAGCUCGAGAGGAUACACAGGCAGUUCAGUCUCUGCUGUCUGAGACUCCAAGGACAUUUCUUCUUCAUUUCCAGUGUCUUUAUGUUUGGGAACAGAACUUAGAAAAGAUCUGACUUUUCUCGGUUACUCUUGAAUUCGUGAGCUACUCGAGCUGUUUAAUUAAAAUGACGUGGCUGGAUGAAUUUGGGAGAUUAUGCGCAGUUUUUCUGGCCAUUUUACUUGGCUUUUCUUUUCGAGGUGCAUACUGUGAGCUGGUGGUUUCUAAUGUUGGCCCUUCCCUGGUGAAUGCUGUUGCUGGCACCAAUGUGACUCUGGCUGUGUCCUUCGGCGGUGCCACUGACCCAGCGGUUACCUGGUCAAUGGGAGAUUUACCUGUCCUCACAUGGACUAUUGACUCACCUUUUCCCCCAGACAUAGACGACAGCAGAAAGGAAGUGCUGAGGAUUGAGCCAACUGGUUCGCUUACUUUGGUAAAAGUACCACUAAAUUAUUCCAGUGUGUACACCGUUGAAAUGACUAAGUCUGGACUGGGAAAAGCCUCGACUACUUUCACUCUAAAAGUAUUUGAAAAAAUCCAAAAUGUGAUUCUGAGCGCGAAGCCUGAUUUGGCCAUAGAGGGAACUGAUGAGUUCACCCUGCAGUACAGCAUGCUCCACGGAGUGGUCGAGCAAGAGAAGUGGUUCUUCAAUGACAAAGAAAUAAAUAAUGGCUCGCACUACUCGGUGAGGGAAAAGAGCCUCGUGAUCCUCCUGCCAAACCGAAGAGACACAGGAGAGUACACGGUGUCACUGGCGAACCCCUUCAGUAAUGUGACAGCUCGCAUGCAUGUCGCUGUGCUGUAUGGACCAGAUGAGCCCAUGCUUGAGGUCCAACCAGCACAGCCUUUCUAUGUAUCAGGAGACUCUCUGAAACUCUCCUGCUCGGCUGAGGGGUCCCCACAGCCGACUGCUGAGUGGAUUUUUGACAGUCAGACCCUUAACAGUUCCACGAAUGGAGUCCUAAAUCUAGCAAAUGUACAGCCCAGUCAAGGAGGCGUUUAUAUAUGCAAGCUGCGCAAUAACAAGACUAAUGAACAGCGCCAAAAGAAUAUGACGUUAGCAAUUUAUGAGAGGCCGUCAGGAAACCUGGUGUGCUCUGUGCUGUCUGUAAAUAACAUCGACCUGCAGUACCUCUGUCAGUGGUUGGGGGGAACCCCACAGGCUCUGCUUUCUAUGCCGGUGCUAAACAACUCUGGCAGUGGAGCAGGGAGCUUCAGCCUCACUCUCAAUGCCUCGGAUAACCUCGACGGGAAAACUGUCACGUGCAUGGCAUACCACCCAACUGAACAAAAUAAGUGCAAUAUCACUGCAAGUAGUCCAAAGGUGUUCCUGCCAGCUGUGAGAACCACAGUUGACUCUGAGGGCAAAAUAGUGGUCACCAUCAACUGUGUCAGUGAAGCCUCGCCUAAGGCUGUGGUGUCAUGGUCCAAAGGCAACGAGACUGUCACCAUCGGCACGACGUACCAGAUCAGAAAUGACACCACACAGCUUGAGAUUCGGCAUUACAAUGUCAGCAACUUUCUCCUUCAAAACUACACUUGCACCUGCCGCAACCCACUAGGCAGCCAGAGAAGGGAAAUUCAGUUGAUGGGACCGUCGAUCUCAGAUUCCAGUUUGUUCCCUAAUCAAGAUGGAACCAUCAUCACUUUGACCUGGGAGGUCCCGCCUACCUCUGUUGUAACAGGCUUUGACAUCCAGAUGAAAGGGCCAGCCCUCCAGAGCAAAAAUCGUAAUGGCACCCAAACAAGAAGCAGCUCACAAAGCUUUCAGACGAUCCAGCAGAAACCUGGAUCUGCCAGGAAUGCAGACAUCUUCCCCCUUGAUCCCAACUUGACGUACAGGUUUCGGAUAAUCCCCAAAGCUCUAAUGACUGAAGGAGCGCCAACUAAGGCCCACAGAAUUGGUCCAGGUGACGGGCUGAGUGGAUCUGCCAUUGCUGGCAUUGCAGCUGGAAUCCCCUGCAGCCUUCUCUUCCUGCUGCUGCUGGGAGGCAGCAUCUACCUCUGUGUCAACUGGAACAAGAACAAAAGUCGACAGACAAGAUAUCCAGUGGCCAGAGCAGUAGAGAAGACAAUAACAACCCAAACAGACUCAACUCCUCAUAACCUGCUGACAGGAGGGCUAAAGUCUCCCCCUGAUUACAACCGAUUACAGCAGACUCCCUCUGAGAGAUCAGUGGCUCUCCCUAGCUUCGUCCCUCCUCCGCCUGUCAGAGUUGCUACAACUGUCUAAACUCCAUAAUUAGCUUUUCUAUGUUUAUUUUGUACAGCAUGCUACGUUGUUUGUUUUUUAAUUUAAUGUAUGAGAUUUUCUACAUUUUUUAUCAUUAUUUUAACAAAAAUAAGGUUCAGUUUCACAAAUGUAUUUUAAUUGAGAUGGAUAUUUGUAUUACUUUCCUAUAUAAUCUGCAAUGUAAAACCCCAUGUUGUGGUAUUUAUUACUAAUAAAUCAAAGUAUAAGGCAGGC
This is a messenger RNA of Morone saxatilis (striped sea-bass), 2507 nucleotides long. RefSeq names its product V-set and immunoglobulin domain containing 10 like (gene vsig10l). The coding region runs from base 168 to 2273 and encodes 701 amino acids. The transcript has 12 exons. The record is from RefSeq and is a predicted model, not a curated record. Gene Ontology annotation, molecular function: protein binding. NCBI's taxonomy places the organism in Eukaryota, Metazoa, Chordata, Actinopteri, Moronidae.